UCUAAAGACCAAGUCCAGAGCUGUCCAACUAACCUGCUCUCGCAUCGUCGACCCUCCAUCUCCACUCUCCCCUCAUCAUCCCACAUCACGAACCACGCGGGGCAAUUAGCAAAACGUCCAUUCGACAAACGCACACAACAAAGCCAUGCCCUCCGUCCGCCCGCAAACCGCCGUGCGGGCCAGCCGCGCCAUCACACAUAGCACCACAGCCACAGGGACGAUGACGCGCUGCUUCUCUGCGACGACAGCGCGGCCCUCGAGCCACGGCCCGCAGUACGAUCCGCCGAGUGGCUGGCUGUUUGGCGUCAAGCCCGGCGAGAAGUACCAGAAGGAAGGGUGGGAGACCCCUCUCUACUGGGGGUUCUUCGGUAGUUUUAUCGUGGCGGCUGUUGCAUACGGGUUUAAGCCUGAUACAUCGAUACAAACCUGGGCUCUCGAAGAGGCGCGAAGGAGAUUAGAAGCCGAGGGUAUCUUGGAGGAUCCGGAGAAGAAGGCAUGAAGGAGUCGCACAUAUCACGAUGUUGAAGAAUGAGCAUUGGUGGCGGUUAAGUGGAUGGAUGGAUGGAUGGAUGAUGAGUUGAAAGAUGGGAAACCCUCUUGGAACUGCACAUCUAUCUCUGUACAUGACCUCGUUUUCGUUUUACUCUUUAGUUUUCUCGACCUCCGCUGUCGAGGAACGGACGUACGGUGUAAGAAGCAUCAUAGACGCACCGCUCCAAUAACCAGGUUUAUGGGGCAAAUCUGAUUUCCUUGCA
Molecule: messenger RNA, 755 nt
Organism: Pseudomassariella vexata
Lineage: Eukaryota; Fungi; Ascomycota; Sordariomycetes; Amphisphaeriales; Pseudomassariaceae
Product: ESSS subunit of NADH:ubiquinone oxidoreductase-domain-containing protein
Exons: 2
Coding region: 146-499 (117 amino acids)
Source: RefSeq, a predicted model, not a curated record